Molecule: messenger RNA, 1122 nt
Organism: Vicia faba (fava bean)
Lineage: Eukaryota; Viridiplantae; Streptophyta; Magnoliopsida; Fabales; Fabaceae
Source: the annotation of a GenBank genome assembly
AUGGUGGCAGCCUUAGGGAGUGCUGAUCAAUCUUAUUUGAGAAUGGGUGGUUCUGGACAUUUUCACAGUAAUGCUUUCAGAUCUUUUUUGCCUAGUGGGAUCAUUAGUAAUCUGAACUCUCCGGCUGGUCUGAAUGGACACGGAUUUUCUCCAUCCGGAUUACUUCAGUUGGGCCAAUCACAAAGUUUAAACAAUUCUUCUGGUGAUCAAUUUAAAUUCCAGUCGGCCAUAACUCUCGUUAAUCAGAAUAUUCUUCAGGGUAUGCUAAUGUCUAUAGGAUACGAUCACUUGCAAAACAGCAAAGGUACUAUUUCUCUUCAAAACAUGAAUACUGAUGUAAAACCGACUUUUCCCAUCCCAAGUCAAUUCACAGAUCAAAGACCUAGAGUAACUACCUCUAGUUUUCAUCCUCCGAGUCUCGGUAUCUCAAACAAUGCCUUGAUGUCAGAAACACGCCCUGAAGGAAAACGAGUAUGCUGGACCAAGGUAGGCGAACUGAUAAUUGGUCAAGUGCUGUGCAGUUAUCCGGGAUCCAGACAAAUUCUUUUCCUUCAAGUGAAUGCUUUAAACAAACACCUAUUCCUCCUUCAACUUUCUAUUCAUCCGCCACGGCUACCCUUUUUUCCUUACCUCACACCCUUCAUACUUUCGCCGACAAGUCCAAAACCACCACAGCGUUUCGUGUCCAUUCAUUGUCUGCCCAUGAGUUGUGGUGAUGUUUUGUGCAUCAGCCACCAAACAUCAACCACGAACAACCAUUCCCGUUCCCUUUCCUCCGCCUCAGCUUCCCCUAGCCUUAUCCUUGUUGAUUCCGCGGAAGAGUUCGAUAAAAUCCGUAGCAAAGUUCAAGAUGACUCAUCGCACGCGAUUUUCUAUUUCACUGCUGUUUGGUGUGGACCUUGCAGGUUCAUUUCUCCUAUAGUUGGGGAGCUCAGUAAGAAGAAAAAAGAAGCUAAGAAGGGAUCAUUCAGAAAAUAUCUUGAAUCAAGUGGAGCCGUUGAUGCUCUAACCAAAGUUCUUGUUGCCUUGUAUGAGCAAAACGACAAACCUUCUUCUGCUCUUGAGUUCAUUCAACAGAAUUUAAGUUGCCCUUCAAAUUCCGGUUCUUCUCACUACUACUGA